Apus apus (common swift) is the source of this 4736-nucleotide messenger RNA. RefSeq names its product leucine rich repeat containing 14B (gene LRRC14B). Gene Ontology annotation, cellular component: cytoplasm. The record is from RefSeq and is a predicted model, not a curated record. The coding region runs from base 62 to 1612 and encodes 516 amino acids. Lineage: Eukaryota; Metazoa; Chordata; Aves; Apodiformes; Apodidae. The transcript has 2 exons.
CUAGGAUCUUCAGUUAAACUCAGAAGUCACUCUCCCUGAUGGCAAGGAGUCCAGAGGAACAAUGAAGUCUCUCCAAUUCAUGAGUGCUGAAACAUUCGUGUCAAAUGCAGAGUUUGCCAGGAAGAGUCUCAGCAGUGUUGCUCCUAACCUUUUUCCUCUUCUUUUUAAAGCCAGCUAUUUACUGGAGCAAGGUCAAGUGAUCCAUGACUUGGUAGAGAACUGGCCACUUGCUGACUUUAACAUGGGAAAACUUUUGGGAAGCACCAUGGACUACCAGGAAGACCUGACACACAGAACAUGCUCAGUGUGCUUGGAAAGCUGUCUGACAGGACUGAGAGACUAUGUGUUGAAUCAUUCUACUCCCUACGUGAAAAGGUUGAAGGUCGUCGACCUGACAGCUAUAAAGGAUGUUGAAGUUCAGUUUUGUCAGUGUAAGAAGACAAUGGGCAGGUGGGCCAGGACACAGCUGCUCUCUAAGCUUUGUUUAGAACUGCUGGUUUACCUGCAACAAACACAGUGCAAUAUGGGUACCUUUGAAAUCAGUAUCGAUGUGCUAAUUGACUUAUUUGUUACAGAGCGGAACUACGAGCUGGUAGUGCAGACGCUGUUGAAGAAGUGCUGUUGUCCAUUGAAGGUCUGCUGUGUGGCAUUCAGAUCUGACAACUUGGCUUUACAGAAAUUCUUCUAUAUCAUAAAGCUCACCGAUCCAUCCUUGUUGCGCAAACUGGAAGUGGUUCACAAUGUUCACUUGGAAAUGGAACACUUGGAAAUACUCUUCAACAGUGUCCGCUUCCCUCUGUUGAUGUCCUUGACCUUGCCAGCACGAACAUUUAAUGUGCAGAGGUUCACAGCUACAGAUGAACGGAUGCUUACUAACAUAGGAGAAAAGAUGGCUGAAAUGACGCAGCUGACUGAGCUGAGUAUGUCAUUUUCUAUACUCACAGGAAGACUACAGAAACUCCUCAGUCCACUAAAAACUCCACUGAAGAUACUCGAUGUUUCUAACUGCUCACUGAACCAUGCUGAUAUGACAUAUUUAGCCAACAGCUUCCACGCUUACCACUUAGAAACCCUGGACUUGAGUGGUCACAAUAUACCUGACUUUUACUCAUCAAUAUUCUUUAAGCUUCUCAGCCGUUCCUCUUCAGUGCUAAGGAGUCUUACCUUGGAGGACUGCAACAUCCAAGACAUUCAUGUCAACAUGUUGAUUUUAGGUUUAAGCUCUUGUCAGAAACUACAGGAGUUUAAGUUUCUUGGAAACCCACUGUCAUCCCAUGCACUUAAACACCUUUUCACAUUUUUCUGUGAGUUGCCAAUGCUGAGAAAUGUGGAGUUCCCAGUCCCAAGGGAUUGUUAUCCUAUUGGCAUCACCUACCCAAUUGAUGAUGCCAGUCUCUGCAGAUUUGAUCACCAAAAAUAUGAAGAUGUAGUAAAGGAGCUUAACCUCAUUUUACUCAAAGCAAAUAGGGAGGAUGUGAAGGCUUCAACUCCCCUCUUUGGCAGUUAUGAUGCAGCUGUUCAAGAGACAAACAAUGAACUGGGAGCUUACUUGAUCAAGUCAUUCAAAGAGACUUUAGAAAAACUUACUACAUCUCUUAACAAAAGUAAUUAAGUUGUAGCUUAAGUUGUAGCUGUAAUCAACAAGUGUUUAUAUGCUCUGUCAAGCCAGGAGUUAAUUUAGUCUCUUCUGCAACUUCAUUGAUCAGUCUACUAAUUUCUAAUCUGAAUUUACUUCUGUUUGAAUACCCUUGAUCAUCUGAGGUAUUUUAACUAUACUGUACCAACGGCAUACCACUUACAUAAGCAUUACUUGCUCUCAAAAGAUCAGAGAACCCUUAAUAGUUUAUUAUUUUACACAAAAGCACUUUGUUUCUCAGUAGAACAAUAGGUGUCAAAGUUUGACUGAUUUCUUAUACAAUUUCUUCUGCCUUUGGCAGUGAGUGUUGCAGCCCUACAAAAAAGGCAGGAAAGUCCAGCAGGAUGUUCCAAAGGUUUGGUUUUUGGUUUUCCCUUGGCCUUCUGAAUUCACCAGUCUGUUUUAUACAGUACAUUCCCAACAGUGAGGGAUGUAUAACAACCUCCAUGUAGGUCUACACCUCUCUUUCUUAUGCAGAGGAAAGCACGAUAAACCUGCUUUUGCAAGGGUAACUAUAGAAUUUGUCUAAUACAUUGUGCUAGUGGGGAGUAAAGUUCUGUAACUAGGAGACAGCAAACCAAAUUGUUGGCUGACAGCAGGGGAUUUCCUGUGACUUCCCCCAGCAAUAUAAAGCAGCCUAUGAGGGUUGCUGAAGCUCCCGCAAAGCAUAUUUUACCAAGGUGUAUGAGGACAUACCAUGUUUGUGAUGUCAGCAGGCAAGUGCCUCAAGCUGCUUCCUUUGUUCAAUCAGCUACAUUGUUGCUUUCAGCUGUUUUAAACAAAGUCUACAACAGUGGUAAUAAUGCAAAAAAGACUAGCAUAGAAAACAUGGGGUAAAAUGGAUUCAAUGACAAUUUCAGAAAUUUGGAAAAGGGACAAAACAGGUAGCUGACUAACUAGAAGUUUACCUGCAUAAAAUACUUCCUUCUGCCAUGACUGUGUGUUGAUCUGCUAAAGAAUUAAAACAGGUGCCUGGAAGAAUCACCUGCAAGAAAUGUUUUUGAGUAGUAGAGUACACACAAUCCCAGACCCUCACACACACCAUGUUGGAACAUGGGAAAAUGGGAAAAUGUGCAGGAUCACAAAACAAACCCAGAGAGAGCACUAUAAUGGGGGAGGAAUCCUGCAGCAAGUAGGCAAGUGUCAUAAAAUAGCAUCUCACUCCUGAUACUGCAGACAGACAAAAGAGAAAUAUAUUAGGAAAACUUACCUAUUGUCAACCAAUUUGAGACCUCCUCACAGGCUUUGUAAACUCUACCACAGCCCAAACUGCUCUAAUGUACCAACUUAAUCAGCUUGUAGGUGAUUAAAAAAAAAAAAACAAAAAGAAGAAUGAUACUCAGGUUAAUGCCCAUCACUUUUCCAUUAAAUAUACUUUAACAGUCGGUUAAAACUUGAUCAAAAAGCACUGAAAGUGAAUGUUGUAGCAGGACUUGAGGUGUCAUGGCAGUAUUAAAGAUAAUUAUUAAGAUAACAAAGGCAGCUUAAUUGAAAUAAUACUGGAUCUCAUCAUGUGAGGCUAAGGAAUAAACGUUCUUCAUUUAGGCAGUGCUGUUUUGUGAAGCUUUCUGUUUAUCCAUAAUAAGAAUAUGAAAGCAGCUCAUAACCUAGUUUACAAAAAAAAAAAAAAAAAAUUAAAAAAAAAAUUAUGGACUGGGUACUAAGCUGAGCUUACAGGUUCCACAGCAUGCAUUUUAAAUUCUUUUUUUAUGUCUUGUGUUGGUUUGGUGGGUUUUUUGGUAGUGGAGGAGGGGCCCUAUGGGAGGUUACUGUAAGAAGCUGAAGAGCUUCCCCAGCUGAAGCCAAGGAGCCUUUAUAGAGACAAUACAUGCACCUCUGUGAUUAACAUAAGAAAUAACUGAGAGAAGACCUGAGCAGAGCAAGCAGUUAGGAAGAGCUGAGCUGGAGAGGCAGAGGGUUGACAGUGGUUGACCAGGAAGAAGGCGAAGAAGGUGCCCAAGCAGAAGUUUCCCUGCAACCUAUGGUGAGAUGGCAAGCUGUCCCCCUGCAUUCAUGGAGGAAUGUGAUGGAACAUUCCCUGAGGAAUGGAAGGUGCCAGGAGGGGGUAGACUUGGAUUUGCCGCUAGUGGACUUGGAUUAUGCAGCUGUGGAAGACACCGGUGCUAGGAGAGGUAGCUGUUCCCGAAGCAGCCCCUGACUCUGUGGGAAGCCUGCACUGGAGCAGCUUGCUUCUGACCUUGUGGGAAGGACUCAUGAAGGAGAGGUUCGUGGAAGACUCUCUCCCAUGUAAGGGACCCCAUGGGGAAGCAGGGGCUGUUUCUUUGUUGUCAUGUUAGACCCAAACCAUGACAUGCCUUCUUAACUCGUGCUCUUUUGUCUAAUGUUUCAUUGAUUAAACAUAAUGAUAGUAAAAUUGAAAGUGAGUGGGCAUGACCUGUUUAUGUUACAGAGCACCAAUUAAAAAAAAAAAAAAGGUAAUCAAAGUUGCUGAGCCAAGCAACUGUGAUUAAGAAAAUUCCAGAAUUGGUUCCAUAUGUUAUUACUAAUUUGGACAGAGUUCCACAUGCUCCCUUGUCUUCAUGAUAGUUGUAGAAUACUUGUUAGUAGAUUUAAUAGAAAUAUAGAAAUUAACUAAACUGAUGAAUUUGCUGUACUAAGCUAACGGAAUGUGUUACUUUUAAAACAAUGUGCUUUGUGUAACUCAGUCAAUUGUGUGAAGGAUCCUGCACGUUGUGAUAACAUCAAGUCUUCUAAGAUCUGUCAAGCCAACACACAGUAUUCCAUCAUAUGGUCAUGUUGAUUCUGGACCCACUUGGGCAAUCUUCACGCCUUUUACAUGUAAAUAAAUAACAAAACAGUUGGAGAUUGGUUGAGACCAGGGGAGACAGUACAGAGAAGACAAAAGACUAGAAUCAACAAUGACCCCACAGGAGACCCUCAAGCAUGCAUAAUUAGAAAGAUAAUUAGUUCCAGGAAAAAAUAUUACUAUGUAAAAGAAUCUUGGGAACUCAUGGGAAUAGAACUGAAUGUGCAUGUUUUUUGUGUAUAUUAUUUGGGGUAUUUUGAUAACUUGACCAUUUAUGAUGGAACUAUGCCCAGUUUUGCCUAGUGUUGCCAAUAAAGAAUGCCUGCUCAAUAA